This is a messenger RNA of Cordyceps fumosorosea ARSEF 2679, 1695 nucleotides long. Its product is annotated as Transcription factor, fork head. The transcript has 3 exons. The coding region runs from base 1 to 1695 and encodes 564 amino acids. Gene Ontology annotation, molecular function: DNA-binding transcription factor activity, RNA polymerase II-specific; RNA polymerase II cis-regulatory region sequence-specific DNA binding; protein binding. Gene Ontology annotation, biological process: regulation of transcription by RNA polymerase II. The record is from RefSeq and is a predicted model, not a curated record. Lineage: Eukaryota; Fungi; Ascomycota; Sordariomycetes; Hypocreales; Cordycipitaceae.
AUGCCGGUAUCCUCGAAAAGAGCUCAGCGCGGCCGUCGCGAUCUGCGCCUUGGGAGAGAUGCGAAAGCGAUAAGCUCUACAGAUGCAGAAAUUGAGCCUUCAUCAUCACCAACCCGACCCGCCAAGCGUCGCAAGAAGGUCGUGUCGCCACAGCCUGACAGAACAUCGUCCAACAUCGACAACGAUCCCGACCCGCCCACCGACUAUGACCAAAUUGUGUCCCAGGUCACGCAGCAGCUAAAGGCAGAAGCUGUGCAGGCGAGCAAAGAUCACGCGAAUGCCAUCCACGUGGCCAACGGUGAUGGUGUUAAGGCCUAUGCAAAGGUUGCCGCCCAGGAUUGGACAUUCUACAUUACCAAGCUAGCCGUCAAUAUUGGAAGAGCUCCUGAGGUCGCUCAAGCUGUGGAGGAAGAUGACGAAAACCAAGACCACGUACACAUUGACUUGGGCCCUAGCAAGAUGGUCUCACGAGCCCAUGCUGCCAUUGUCUUCGACUCAAAGGAUGAGAAAUGGAUGCUCCAGGUGAAAGGGCGAAACGGCGCCAAGGUCAACGGCCAACCUUUGAAGCCCCUCGUCAGUCACCCACUGACCAGCGGCGAGGUCAUUGAGAUUGGCAACGUCGAGAUGAUGUUUGUGCUACCGUCAGAGAUUAGCCCGCUCCAUGUUCAUCCUGCAUUCCUCCAAAGGUGCGGUUUGCCGCUCGAAACCACCGGCUCCGACCGCCAAGCAGCAAUCGCACCGGCUCCGACAGACUACAAGCGACCAGGCACACCUCUAUCGACGCGACGAAACGAUCUUAAGUCGCCUGCAGUAAGCACUCCUGCUGUCAUCAUCGGUGCCAGCGGUGUCGAUCUCAGCCUAGAUGAAAACCAGCACAUAAAGCCACAGUAUAGCUAUGCGCAAAUGAUCACUCAGGCGAUUUUAAAUGCGCAGGAUGAAAAGCUCAACUUGAACGGAAUAUAUACUUACAUAAUGGAUACGUAUUCUUACUAUCGCAAUCAGCAAGCAGCAGGCUGGCAGAACUCCAUCAGACACAAUCUAUCGUUAAACAAGUCUUUUGACAAGGUCGCUAGAUCCACGGAUGAACCUGGCAAAGGCAUGAAAUGGCAGAUUGUUCCCGAAGCCCGAGAAGAGAUGGUCCGCAAUGCGACCAAGGGAUAUGGCUGGAAGGGAUACGCCGACUGGGAGGAAGCGUCGAGCCUCACCUCUUACCUCCCCAGUCCCGCGAUCCUCUCUGCGCAUGUCUCAGUCAACGCCGAACCGUGCCGAUCGCCCAGGGCUGAACGCGACAUUGACUGCGGAUGGAAGCCCAUUGCCAAGGCAGCGAAAGACGAUGGAUGCAGAGUCAUCGUUCGCGGGUUAUCAACCGCAAUCACCGACUUUGACGUCAUCGUAUCAGGACGACAACUCGGCAUUUGUUACACCUGCGCCGCCACGUAUACACCCCAGGCUUGCACCUCCAAGCACCGCGCAACGACCAAGUCAGCACAUGCCAACCAGCUCGCCAGCACCGUUCUGGAGGUAUGCCGAUAUAGGGAGCACGCCGCUCAAGCCGAUGGCCCCCUACGAGAGUCCUUCCAAGACAAGAGGGACUAUGCCGCCUCAGAGCAGCAGUCCGCCUCCUAUGGGCAAAUCACCUCCCAGCAGCCCAACGCGGCCUCAACUGCCAGCACAACAGGUCGUGGAGGAGCCUAA